UAUGCGUUUACUCAUGGUCUCCCGCUAUAGAGCCCAACACGGACUAGCUACAGUAGUAGAUAGCAUGUGGGAGUCGAUACAUGCCCUUCGUUGUGGACUUCUUGUGCCUUCAAGAUGCAAAUUGCAAGCGGACCCAGUCAAGUUAUGUGUUCCUAUUCCACUAUGUAGGCAGGCAAGCAAGGACUCUUCUUCACCUCGACAAUUCACCUGAGACAGCCAGUAUUUAACUUCUUCAUUUGUCUCGAACAUUCCAUUGAGUUCUUUUUUAGCACCUGCAAAAAAAUUAGAAUGCACUGGGGCUGAAUGUAGUAGCCCUCUCUCAUUGCGUGUAGUUGCCAUGUAAA
This is a messenger RNA of Geodia barretti, 344 nucleotides long. NCBI's taxonomy places the organism in Eukaryota, Metazoa, Porifera, Demospongiae, Tetractinellida, Geodiidae. The record is from the annotation of a GenBank genome assembly.